AUGAAACGUCUUCAGACGGCAAAGGACGCCAAGCUCCGAAGCGCGUGUGACCGAUGUCACGAUAUGAAGAACCGCUGCACGCGCUUCGGCGGGAUUGAAAGCCGUUGCGAUAGGUGCGAGAGGCUAGAUGCAGAUUGUGUGUACAGCACUAGGUCGCAAGUCGGCCGUCCAAAGACCCGGAAACAAGAAGCCGCCUUGACAGCACGGGAGAGCAGCCAGAGCCUUGGACCAACCACCUCUCGGCUUGUCCCGCUCGAUGAUGCCGAAGUCCGGUUGGGAACAACACUAAGAGACGGAACCUUGCAGUUUGAUUUCGAUAGCUCGGCUUCGUCGUCGUCGUCCUCUUCGCAGCCGGCCCACUUGAGCCAGCAUUUCUGGGAAGUUGAUCUCUCUGCCAACCAGACCACACAUUGUAAUGAAGGGUCCGAAUGGCAGUUAGACUCAGCUAUCUUCAUGGACAACAGCCCCUCGUACGGUGAUAAUACUGUUGCUUCUGGCUCUGCACACGAAGAUCCUGUCGGCCUUUCACCUCAACACAGAAACUUGACUCCAAAUGGGGCCGAGGGGGACGUGAAUGGGACAACCGAUACUCUUAUCAGACUUCAGAGUCAACUCCAACAACUCCUGUUCGGGACACUGAACGCCCCGAAGGAGGAUAUGCCAUUGCCAACCGGCCACAAACCCUAUCCGGCCGUGGACAAGGUCCUGGGCCUAACGAAUCAACUUCUCGAAAUUGUACAGGCUCAAAUUCAAACCAACCCCAACACCGAACAACUAGCACGGAACAUGAACCGCAUCACAACCUUGCAAAUAAUGACGUGCUACACCUACGUUGUACAAUUGCUCAGCCCCAUCAUUACGACAGCGCGGCAGCAAAAUGCCAGUGACAGCAAUCUCAAGAUUCAGAUGGCGACUCAAUGCCCUUCACCGUCCCUUGAACACAUGUUCCCAGCUUCCCGGCCAGUCAAUGGGCCUCCGAGGCUCGGCAGCCGGUACCCUGUUCUUCACCUUGGUGGCUUCAACCUCGCGUCACAGCCAGUGCUCAAUGAAGACGUGGUUCAGCACAUGGUUCAGCGGAUCAUGCAACAGCUGCACAUGACGAUUCAAUCAUUUGCCUCGGUUGCGGGAUGUGGCAAAAUUGUCGAUGCCGUGGACGCAAACCUCACUGGGGGAGUACUGUCGCCUGCUUCACCGCUCACUGCUGGCGACGCGAACGUGACUAGUGAGGGGUUAUAG
Molecule: messenger RNA, 1236 nt
Organism: Colletotrichum truncatum
Lineage: Eukaryota; Fungi; Ascomycota; Sordariomycetes; Glomerellales; Glomerellaceae
Biological process (GO): regulation of DNA-templated transcription
Molecular function (GO): zinc ion binding; DNA-binding transcription factor activity, RNA polymerase II-specific
Source: RefSeq, a predicted model, not a curated record